Polypterus senegalus (gray bichir) is the source of this 3827-nucleotide messenger RNA. Its product is annotated as 6-phosphofructo-2-kinase/fructose-2,6-bisphosphatase 2-like. The record is from RefSeq and is a predicted model, not a curated record. Gene Ontology annotation, cellular component: cytosol. Gene Ontology annotation, biological process: fructose metabolic process; fructose 2,6-bisphosphate metabolic process. Bases 685 to 2280 code for a protein of 531 amino acids. NCBI's taxonomy places the organism in Eukaryota, Metazoa, Chordata, Cladistia, Polypteriformes, Polypteridae. The transcript has 16 exons. Gene Ontology annotation, molecular function: ATP binding; 6-phosphofructo-2-kinase activity; fructose-2,6-bisphosphate 2-phosphatase activity.
AGGAAGAAAAGAGGAUCCUGAUACGUCCGGCUUCGCCGCACUGCCGGCUCAGUGUUUCUGCGACAGUUGUCGAAUUUUUUGUUAAAGAACUGUACUAACAGCUGCCAGACUGAGCCUGGGAAGCAGGGUUUUAUGAAUGUAGGGGUAACUAGCAGAACCACGCCGAAAAUGACUCGUUACAAUAUGCUUUUUUGCCCGGAUUAUUAGAUAAGGGUAUAUUAUGGCGGUCAUGCAUUGUAUUUUAGGGAAACGUGUAAUGUUGUUCAAUUAAAAUAGUAGCAUUUGUCAGAUAAAAUGCGCAUAUUUUUCAGUUACUGGACUAUAAUUGCUCUCGUAAGAAGAAUUUAAUGGAGGCCAUCUCUAAGUACUAAGGUUUCCAUUCAAGUAACAGCCGAUUAUUGAUAACUGAGUUUCAUAAAUAAUCUAAUAAUGAUUUAAUUCAGUAAUGUCCGUUAAAUUUACGUUGUUACCCUGCUAAAAAAUGACAAAAGUGGUUUGAAAUAUUUGUAAGGAAAACCCUAUCUUAAACUUAUUUUCAGCUUUUUGGCAUACAAAUGGAAAGCUGUAUUUUCUAAGUAUACUUGUGUUUUUUUUUUUUUGGUUUUUUUUUAAAGUAGGUGAGCACUUUUACUCUCCAACCCUGUACUUAAUUGUACUUCUGUAGUCUAUAGACCUAUAGCCAGCAUGGCCACCAGUUCAGUAAUGUUGACUGGACUUGCCAACUGCAUUGCUAAGAAGACAAAUGUGCGGCCAAGUGUAAAGAAAUGCUCUUGGGCUUCCUACAUGACCAAUUCACCAACUGUCAUUGUCAUGAUGGGACUGCCUGCCCGUGGGAAGACUUACAUGUCUAAGAAACUAACCCGUUACCUCAACUGGAUUGGAGUGCCCACCAAAGUUUUUAAUCUUGGUGUAUAUCGGCGAGAAGCUGUCAAAUCCUACAAGUCUUAUGACUUUUUCAGACAUGACAAUGAAGAGGCCAUGAAAAUCAGAAAACAGUGUGCCUUAGUUGCCCUAGAGGAUGUAAAGAUGUAUCUGACAAAAGAAGGGGGCCAGAUUGCUGUGUUUGAUGCAACCAAUACAACCCGAGAGAGGCGAGAUCUAAUCUUAAGUUUUGCUCAAGAUAAUGCCUACAAGGUGUUUUUUGUGGAAUCAGUCUGUGAUGAUCCAGAUGUAAUAGCUGCCAAUAUACUGGAGGUCAAAGUUUCAAGCCCGGACUAUCCAGAAAGACACAGGGAACUUGUAAUGGAUGAUUUUUUGAAAAGAAUUGAAUGCUAUAAAGUUACAUAUCAGCCACUAGAGCCAGAUGACUACGAUAAGGAUUUGUCCUUUAUUAAGGUAAUAAAUGUGGGGAGACGUUUUUUGGUGAAUAAAGUGCAAGACUACAUCCAGAGUAAAAUUGUGUACUACCUUAUGAAUAUUCACGUCCAUCCUCGCACUAUUUAUCUCUGCCGACAUGGAGAGACAGAACACAAUAUUUCUGGCAAGAUUGGAGGAGAUUCUGAACUCUCUGUUCAUGGCAAGCAGUUUGCUCAUGCCCUUCGGGACUUCAUAAGAGAGCAGAAACUUGCUGACCUAAAGGUGUGGACAAGCCAGUUGCGUAGAACAAUCCAAACUGCUGAGGAGUUGGGUGUUCCUUAUGAACAGUGGAAAAUCUUGAAUGAAAUUGAUGCAGGUGUAUGCGAGGAGAUGACUUAUGAGAAAAUUCAUAAUUGUUUUCCUGAAGAGUUUGCUCUUCGUGAUCAAGAUAAAUAUCAUUACCGCUAUCCUGGAGGGGAGUCUUAUCAAGACCUGGUUCAGCGCCUGGAACCUGUUAUUAUGGAAUUGGAGAGGCAAGGGAAUGUUCUGGUCAUCUCCCAUCAAGCUGUAAUGCGCUGUCUUCUCGCAUACUUCCUUGAUAAGAGUGCAGAUGAACUUCCUUAUUUGAAAUGUCCCCUUCACACUGUCUUUAAACUGACUCCAGUUGCCUAUGGCUGCAAGGUGGAAGUGUUUUAUUUGAAUGUGGAAGCAGUAAACACUCACAGAGAUAAACCUACUGAUCUCACUGGAAAACAAGGCCUAUUAUGUGAUGAUAAAAUCUCAAAGGAUCCUUCCUUGAUGAGAAGGAAUAGCUUUACACCUCUUGCCAGUCCAGAUCAAGUCAAACGACCACGUCUCUACAGCGAGGGAAAUCCCCCUUGGCGGCCUUUGACAGCUGCUCCAGGAGAGCUGUGCUUUUCAGAAACUCCAGAGAGAGUCAGGCAGCAGCUCAGCCAAGAAUCAGGCCUCCAAGAUAAACUAUGAGAGCUGGGUUCCAGUCUCAACAACUGAAUAGGUCAGAAAAGGCUGCUUUUACAUGCCUCCUAGCCAGUGGAUGAUCCUAAUGUGUGGGAAUCUUCUGUUUUCUUUUUAAUGUUUUCGGUACCAAAGGUCUUUGAAUCACAAUACACACAGUAGACUAUACAGUCUGAUAUGGUGUCGCCUUUAUUUACUUAUUUUUUAAAUGAAGAUGUGUUUUCUUGAUUUUACUGGGCAGAGCUUUGUGUUGCUAUUUGGUUUAGUCAGUCACAAAUUCUCAAAACGCUUCCACAAGUACUGUAUGUCAUUUUUAAAUAUAAAAUUGGUUGCUUUCAUUAUAGCUAUGGAAAUGUUUACAGUUGAAAAAUGACAAUGGAGUCUGUAACAUUUUGAAAUGAUCCUCAGUAUAUUCAUUUUGCCUAAAAUGAAAUGCCUGCAUAGUUAUGUACAUCCUCUAAAAAUGUAAAUAUCACAUGCUUAUUCUUUUUGGAGUGCUUUUUAUUCAUAUUACCUAUCACAGACUGCUAAAGCUGCUAUUAGCUCAUUAGUGAAAGGUGUUAAAAGGCUGUGUUACAUAGCUUAAUGUAUGUCAGUCUGAAAUUUGCUUUUGUAUUUUGUCUAUUUGAACAUGAGUUACCACAUAAUAUGUUCAUUACUUGAAUUCUGUAACUUAUUUUAACAUGUCAUUAGGUUUUAAAUAAUACUAUCAGUUUUGCUAGGUGAGCACAUAAAGUAUGAAUACAAAGGAUUAAAUAAUAUGCUGUGUUUUCAGACUAAUUUAGGGAAGUUUGAGAGUUAUUGUAUUUAUAACCCCUCUGCAAUGUGAUGUAAUUGAAGGAAAGAGCAGUUUAGCAAAGAUUCAAAUUUUCCAGUGUGUUUUAUUUUUGUGCCAUAUAAUGUUUUUUGGAUACUCAAUCCUGAGUAUAUACAUAUUUUUUUAGUGUAUCGGUUAGGAAAACUAGACUAUGUACAAUUUUUAUGGUGGAAUGCAGUUUAUAUCUAUUAACUUGUAAAAAGGUGAAAUUUAUUUGUUAUCAAAGUAUAGUUCAAGACUUCACCCCUGUCACUCUAGAGAAUGUAUUUUUUAUAUCCAAAGAAAGAUCUCUUUUAUUAUUCUAUUUAAUUACAUUUUUGGAAUGUGUUGGAAGCAUGAUUCAGUCGCAGAAAUUUUGGAUUGCCAUGUACCAAUCUUUGUAUGCCUUGCUGAUGUGAGGCUUUUUAACAAUCACUUGUUGCUAAUGUUAUAAGCUGUUUUAAACAAUGUUAUGAAGUAUCUGCCUUCUCAAUGAUUUGAUAGAUGAUUGAGGAACUUUCAUUUAAAACAGAAUUUUACUCAUGACCUACAUGUAUUGUAGAAUGUCAGUCCGCUGUUAUGAUGUUAGCAGUCUAGGUAUUAUAGCAAGUACACUGGUAUCUCAUUAGUUUCAGACAUUAUAAAAUUCAAAAUGAUUGUGCUUAGUGAGAAUGUAGCAAAAGGUAAUAUGUUUAAUUAUUUUCAAAAAAUGUCAACAGGUAUUAAUUAAAAGUUAAUAUGUUGCAAAUUAUUUUUGUAA